Messenger RNA from Osmerus eperlanus (European smelt), 1069 nucleotides. It is a transcript of the gene ppih, whose product is annotated as peptidylprolyl isomerase H (cyclophilin H). The transcript has 9 exons. Gene Ontology annotation, cellular component: intracellular membrane-bounded organelle. The record is from RefSeq and is a predicted model, not a curated record. Gene Ontology annotation, biological process: protein peptidyl-prolyl isomerization; protein folding. Gene Ontology annotation, molecular function: peptidyl-prolyl cis-trans isomerase activity. Bases 98 to 631 code for a protein of 177 amino acids. Lineage: Eukaryota; Metazoa; Chordata; Actinopteri; Osmeriformes; Osmeridae.
GCCGUAGCUCCCUGUACCGCAUUUCAUUUGAAACUCGCUAGGUAGCAUGUUUUCAGUUUAGAGUGAAUAGUAACGUAAUUACCCAUCACCCUUCAGAAUGAAUGUUCAGCCAUCAAAUCCAAACAACCCAAUUGUGUUCUUUGAUGUUACCAUAGGCGGUCAGGAAGUUGGACGAAUGAAGAUUGAACUCUUUGCUGAUGUGGUUCCCAAGACAGCAGAGAAUUUUCGGCAGUUCUGUACUGGAGAAUUCAAAAAAGAUGGUGUCCCGAUUGGUUUUAAAGGAUGCACAUUCCACAGGGUGAUCAAAGACUUUAUGAUCCAAGGAGGAGAUUUUGUAAAUGGUGAUGGAACAGGUAUUUGCAGCAUCUAUAGAGGGCCCUUUGCAGAUGAAAACUUUCGGAUGAAACAUUCUACACCAGGCCUCCUCUCCAUGGCAAAUAGCGGCCCCGGAACCAACGGUUGUCAGUUUUUCAUCACUUGCACCAAAUGUGACUGGUUAGAUGGAAAGCAUGUAGUUUUCGGCAAAGUUGUUGAUGGAUUGUUAGUCAUGAGAAAGAUUGAGAAUGUUCCCACAGGGCCAAACAACAAGCCCAAGCUGCCUAUCCUUGUUGCUCAGUGUGGAGAGAUGUGACUUAACCCAACUCAAAUUACCUUUUUUUUUUUUUUUUUUUUUUACUGAUGAUACAUGGUCUUUUAUAUUUGAAUCAUUGUUCUAUGUUUCCCUUCAUAAUCGCUUGUGUCUGAUAGAAAAUAUUAAGGACAAUACUAAAACUAAUUAGUACACAAUUGCACCAUACUAAUAGUUUUCAGUGAAAUGUAGGUAGUGGUUUAUUUUCACACUGCCUAUAUAGUAUUUUCACUGUUCUGGUUGUUAAUUUAGGCAGUUAGUAAUUGCAGAUAGUAAUUGCAGAUUAUCAAGGAUUUUUUUAAAAUAUAUAUAUUUAUACCAUCCGGCAACAAUACCCUACUGAAAAGUACAUUGCUAAAUUUGAUUUGCCAACACGAAUAUUAUGAAUACAAUGUUAAUGUUUGUGUCACAUUUACAAUAAAUACUUUUACUUUUUGUAAA